Molecule: messenger RNA, 3522 nt
Organism: Sander lucioperca (pikeperch)
Lineage: Eukaryota; Metazoa; Chordata; Actinopteri; Perciformes; Percidae
Product: G-protein coupled receptor 135
Exons: 2
Coding region: 1649-3115 (488 amino acids)
Biological process (GO): G protein-coupled receptor signaling pathway
Cellular component (GO): membrane
Molecular function (GO): G protein-coupled receptor activity
Source: RefSeq, a predicted model, not a curated record
AUUCGCGUGAUUCGCGUUCACACCUGGGAUUUCCGAAGCUGGUCUCGUCUGCUUUCAGAGCUGUUAUUCAUGGAGAUAUAGAUAGAUAGAUAUAGAUAUAGAGAGCAGUAGAAUCAUGGCUAGCGUUAUUUUUCCUUAGAGAAAUCAACAGGGUGACAGUUACACUGCACACGUCUCUCCGACGAUGUUUUCUUUUGUCUUCCAGCGGCGUUGAAGCAGCUAUAUGGAAAAAAAAAAAGAAAUGGACUGACUUUCUUCUCCUCUCCUUACGAAGGAUUUCAAAGGCCAAAAAAAAUCUGUAUCCUACAACACACGUACAGUAACUUAAAUGGAGUUAUAAAUAUAGGCUACAUGGGCUUUUUUUGCAGCCUGCCGUGUACGUGCACUCAAAAACAUCCAGAGGAAACGGUUAGCUCUGUGCCGAAACAUGAAGAAAACAAGCGACUGGAGCAACAUGACUGAUGGAGAGACGUAGCUUGUUUGUUUGGAGGUUACUGUGGACAGAUACAAUGACCAAAGUCUGAGAUAACACAAGGAAGAAAAGGAAAUAAAUAAACCACGUUUCACAGCCAAAUAACGGGCAUGUAACGUAUGCACAUUUUUAACAAAAUGUUAAUAGGCUUAUACGACUCUGGCCAAUUUUAUUUUACGGAAUGUAAAACCAAUAACUUCCGGGUAAGUUGUUUAACUGCUGUCUUGUGAAGAAACAAAGUGAGUUCUUGUUGUGGUAACAUGAGGCUAAACCUAAAACAGCUGCAUUUGCUAAUUAGCUUAGCUAGUUAAGUCGCCUAAUAGACCUUUUCAAUGGAAUUCCAUUGCUAGGCAACAGCAUGGCCCCUUGUUAACUUCCUGUCAGUUGGGUUUAGAAUGUUUACAUCUGUGAAAUGGUCUAUAUAGCAAAAAAGUCUGCUGUUGUGUAUCUGUAUAUUUCAGAGUAUAGGCUACAUAAUGUAGGUGUGUCAUGUUAUAAUCACUGUAGCUACCAGUAUUCCUCUACCAUCAUACCUGUAUCAAGUCAAAUGCAGUGGUGAAUGUAGUUUAUCGUAUCAUAAUAUAGCAACAUCUUAAAAUAACUAUAAUUUGAUAAAUGUUAUAAUAUGCCAUCAAAAUUGACAAGUGCAUAUGUAAAUGGCAUUGAAAAUAUAUAUUCCAACAAGAUAAUUAAAAGGAAACUAGCAAAAGGAAGAGACAAAAAAAAGAGCAACUUUAGAUAAGAAACAAUUAAAUCCUAUCAGAGUUGUAAAUCCUAAAAAAUAAAAAAUAAAUCUGUUCAGAAGUAACUAAAUCUCUACACAUGUAGUCUACUUCUUAUGAUGUGCUCAUAGAUCAAGUGUGGCAUCAGGCGUUAUUAUAUACUUUGAUCUUAAACACUGUUGUACUGCCCAUGUUAACUUACUAGAUAUUGCACUAUAUGACAGUUAUUUCAAACCAGCCUAAUACGCUGGACAUGGAUUUGACUUCCCCUUGUUUUUCCCUUCCUUCUGUUGAUGAAUUUGAAAAUAAUGAAAAUAGAAAUCUACAAAUGGAUGAGGAGGAGUUAUCAGCAGCUGCGUUUGAACCCAUGAAACCAACGCGGACUGGCUGUAAUCUGAAUGGAUGCGUGUGAGACGAGGGGUGACUUUUGUUGGGCUGUUUUUGUGCUUCGUCGAUGGAUUCGCAUGUUAGCACCGCCCUGCGGGGCAGCAGCGGCAGCAACUACACAGCUGACACCUCGGGUCCGAGCUUCACCGACCAGCUGGGCACUACCUCACCUGUUGUGCCAAGGGUUGUUUCCAUAGUGACCAGCCUAGUGACCGCCACCACAGAGGCCACAUUGGGAAACACAGGAAACCUAUCGACGUUCAGAGACCAUAGAGGGAGCGAGCUCGGUCCAAUCCAUCCGGCGUCGACCCCGUCGGUGCUGAGCGCCGCUGAGAGUAAGUCUGUCCUGCAGGGCAUCACCGUGGCAACUCAGGCCCUGGUACUCCUCGCCAUCUUCCUCCUCUCCAGCCUCGGUAACUCGGCAGUCGUCGUCGUCAUCAUCAAACACAGACAGCUUCGGACAGUGACCAAUGCUUUCAUCAUGUCGCUGUCCUUGUCUGACUUCCUCACGGCUGUGUUGUGUCUGCCGUUCUCCUUCGUCAUGCUCUUCAGCAAGGAUGGUACCUGGAUGUUCGGGGAUCGUUUCUGCGUGGCCAACGGCUUUUUCAACACCUGCUUUGGUAUCAUCUCCACCCUGACUAUGACUUUGAUCUCCUUUGACAGGUACUACGCCAUAGUCAGACAGCCGCAGGCCAAAAUAGGGCGCCAGAAAGCAACUCAGUUGUUGAUCGCUGUGUGGUUAACUGCAGUCAUUUUCUCUUUGCCUUGGUAUCUCUUAGUCCGACCGCCUACAGAAAUCCAUAAGCGAGGUUUCUACCACUGUAUGUACGUGUUCCACUCCAGGACUUCACGCAUGGGGACGGCUUACAGCAUCUGCCUUAUCGUCGUAUGUUACUUACUGCCCUUCGCCCUCAUGUGUUUUUGUCAUUACAACAUCUGUAAGGCCGUUCGUCUCUCUGAAAUCCGAGUCCGGCCGGUGACCACGUACGCAUACUUACUGCGGUUCUACAGUGAAAUGCGAACAGCCACCACAGUUCUGAUUAUGAUUGUUUUCAUCAUUUUCUGUUGGGGGCCAUAUUGUUUAAUGGGGUUGGUUACAGCAUUGGGGGACUACACGUUCAACCCGGCAAUGGACACAGUGGCCAUCUGGCUAGCCUGGGCAAACGGAGCCAUCAACCCUCUGAUCUACGCCCUGAGGAACCCCAAUAUAUCCAUGUUACUGGGGCGGAGCAGAGAGGAGGGCUAUCGGACCAGAAAUAUCGCUGCGUACCUCUCCAGCCAAACCCAGAACCGCGAGGUUCGGCUCAACCAAGCGGAGAGGAUCAGGGACCGCUACGUGAGUCGCGUAGGGGUGAAUAAUAACAGCCGGCUGUCAAAUUCAAGUCCUGGAAAAGGAGGAGGGGGAGGAGAGGUGGCAAUGUGGGCCUGUAAAAACCCUGCCGUGUUCUUCUGCAGGGACGCCCAGCCUGACACUGCAACACUUCCUAACUCCGUCAGUGCGCCAAAGAGGAAGACAGCGGACACCAGCCUGUGACGUUCUGGAAGAGCGCUGAACCAUCAAACGAUUGUUUUCAUCUUAUCUAAUAUGCUGUUGUGGAUCUAGAGACUGAAGACGAAAUACCUGAUAGUAUUUAUGUGUCUCUCAGAUCACACUCUAAAAUGUUUAUGAUUCAAACCACCACUUGAUCAUCAUUUGUCAGGAAUCAAAAGGAUCAUUCACAGAACUAUGUGGGAGGACAACAAGUUAUGACGGUGAAAUCGUAAUUUAAGCAGCUGUUGUACGGUCAAUGAAAUUCCUUCCUAAUUUAUGAGGACACCAUUAAGUCCUCUCAAGGAUCCACGGGAUCGCCUGACGGACCCCUGGAAACCCUUCAAUGGUUAAUCAUGAAAGGGGAUGCAAAACAUUUCUGUAGAAAACCAUGAUGAGUUUGCGCUUGUAUU